AUGAAUCAACAUAUGAUGCAAUUUGGAAAUCAACCAACAGGCUAUCCACAGUCAGGAAAUUAUCCUGGAAGUUAUGCUCCACCAGGUGGUGGACCACCACCACCUCCUAACAGUAAUAUGCAACCAGGGAGUUUUCCUCCUCCUAGGCAAUUUGGUCCAGGAGUUUCCCAUGCUACUACACAGUCAAACAAUUUACCAACUUCAACAUCAUCAACAAAUCCAGCAGGAUUUGUAGUUCCUCCUGGGUCUCAAGGGCCACCACCUGUAACUGCUUCUGGAAUCAAACCACCAGGAUAUCAAGGCCCCCAUUUUCCACAACCCUCUGGACCAGUUAUGCCUCCUGCCCAAGGGCUUCCUUUACCAGGUCAGUUUCACAACAAUCCAUCAGCUUCACAAGUUCCACAGCCACCACCAAGUAUGGGACCUACUGGAGAUCAUCUUUCUGGCCCACCAAUUUCGCAAGGACCAAGACCAUUUAUGAGGCCUCCUGGACCAUCAACGACACCAGUUUCUCAGACAAUGCUGAAUGGCCCUCCUGGUGCUCCGCCAGUCAGUAGCCCACAUGGGCUUAGUGGGCCUCCAAUGAGUAAUGUAAUGCCUGGAGUUAGAGGGCAAUCUUAUGAACCGCCUUUUACCAAUGGUUCUCCUUCAAUGAUGCCCCCCCAAAAUUCCAAUUUACAUUCAUCUGGGCCAAUCGAUGCUAACAAACAAUACAUCAAUGGAACUCCGCAAAAUCAAUUGCCUGGAGGACCACCUCUGUCCCAACAGCAACCUCCAUUUAAUUACAGUUCUUCAGGCCCAAUGCCUACUCCUCCAAGUGGUCCACCUAAACCAAGUUAUCCUCAAAUGCCAAGUUUAAGUAAUCAAAACCCGAAUAUGCCGCCUCAACAACAACAAUCUCCUUCGCAAUUACCUUACCCUCCUGCGCCACAUAUGACAUCAGCAUAUUCUCCAAAUCCAGCUAAUUUUAAUAAAGAUAACUUCAGCACAGCAGGCCCUCCUCUGCAACAGAAUGAAAUGCGUCCCAAUUUUCCGCCAAUGAAUCAAGGAUCCUAUCAACAAAUGAAUCAAUAUUCUGGCCUUCAUCAAAAUUAUUCUGGAAUAACUAGCCCUAGUUAUCCCCAACCUCAAGUUCAAUCGAAAGCUCAAAGAAAAUUGGAUCCCGACAUGUUGCCUAAUCCAAUACAAGUCAUGCAAGAUGAUGAGAAAAAUCGUUCAGGAGUAUUUUACACAGACCAAAAAGGAUUAAUGCCCCCAUUGGUAACAACAAACUUUAUAGUACAAGAUCAAGGCAACUGCUCCCCACGUUUUCUUAGAUCAACAACUUAUAACGUACCUGUAACUGCUGAUUUACUGAAGCAGACGUCGGUACCCUUCGCUUUGUUAAUAAGCCCUUUGGCCAGAAUUGCUGAAGGUGAGCAACCACUUCCAAUAGUGAACAUGGGUGAAUUAGGACCCGUUCGUUGCAUCAGAUGCAAAGCUUACAUGUCACCUUUUAUGCAAUUCAUUGAUGGCGGAAGGAGAUUUCAUUGCGUUUUUUGCAAAGCAACGACCGAAGUUCCCGGAGAAUACUUUCAACAUUUAGAUCACACCGGUCAAAGAGUAGAUAGAUUUGAAAGACCAGAAUUGGUUUUAGGCGCCUACGAAUAUGUGGCGACAAAAGAUUAUUGUAGAAACAAUCAACUUACAGAACCUCCCGCAAUUAUAUUUGUUAUAGACGUUUCUUAUAGUAAUGUUAAAAGCGGAUUGGUUCACUUGUUGUGUUCUAAAAUGAAAGAAAUAAUUAAAAAUUUGCCUAGAGACGAAGGUUCGGAAAUGUCAAAUAUGAAAGUAGGAUUUAUAACUUACAGCAGUAGUGUACAUUUUUAUAAUAUUAAGAGUUGUUUGGCGGCACCGCAAAUGUUACUCGUCGGUGACGUCAACGACAUGUUUAUGCCUUUACUCGAUGGAUUCCUAUGCGAUCCAACGGAAUCGGAAGUAGUCAUUGAUUUGCUCAUGCAAGAAAUCCCGAAACAAUUUGCGGAAACUCGCGAAACGGAAACCAUUUUAUAUCCCGCAAUACAGGCGGGGUUGGAAGCUCUCAAAGCAUCCGGUUGCGCGGGAAAAUUACUCGUUUUUCACAGUUCACUUCCGAUCGCCGAAGCUCCGGGAAAAUUAAAAAAUAGAGACGACAGAAAAGUUUUAAACACGGAUAAAGAAAAAACAGUUUUAGCUCCGCAAAAUAAUUCGUACAAUAAUUUGGGUGAGGAAUGCGUGAAAGUCGGAUGUAGCGUGGAUUUAUUCAUUUUUAAUAAUUCAUAUGUUGAUAUAGCAACGAUCGGAGAGGUUUCCAGGUUAACCGGAGGUGAAAUAUAUAAAUACACAUAUUUUCAGGCUGAUAUCGACGGAGAUAGAUUUCUUGCCGAUUUGAAACGUAACGUUUCGCGGCAAACGGCAUUUGAUGCUAUUAUGAGAGUAAGAACUUCGACGGGAGUGAGGCCAACGGAUUUUUACGGUCAUUUUUUCAUGUCGAAUACGAAAGACAUGGAAUUAGCUUCGAUCGAUAGCGAUAAGGCGGUGGCGGUCGAAAUAAAACACGACGACAAAUUAACGGAAGAAGAUGGAGUGUACAUUCAGGUCGCGCUUUUAUACACGUCUUGCGGCGGUCAGAGAAGGUUAAGAAUACUCAAUUUGUCAUUGAAAACGUGUUCGCAAAUGGCGGAUUUGUACCGAACCUGCGAUUUAGACACUCUCGUCAAUUAUUUAUCAAAACAAGGAAUAUUUAAAUUACUCGAAAGCUCCCCGAAACAAGUUAAAAAUGACAUAAUGAACAGAUGUGCUAACAUUCUCGCGUGCUAUAGGAAAAAUUGUGCUAAUCCGAGUAGUACGGGACAAUUAAUUUUACCCGAAUGCAUGAAACUAUUGCCGUUGUACGUUAACACUUUAUUGAAAAGCGAUGCAUUUUCCGGAGGUUCCGACAUGACUUGCGACGAUCGUUCAUUUGCAAUUCAUUGCGUCAUGAUCAUGGAUUUAACGGUUUCCGUUUGUUAUUUCUAUCCCCGUCUCAUAGCCCUUCACAACCUCGAUCCGGAUUCAUACGAUAUUCCCAUGCCAAUACGUUGCACAUACGAAAAAUUACAAGACGAUGGAGUUUAUCUAUUAGAUAAUGGAAUUCACAUGUUUAUGUGGUUGGGAUUGAAUGCACCAUCGAGUUUCAUUUCGAAUGUUUUUGGCGUUCCAACAACUCCACUUGUAGACACAGACAAAAAUGCUUUACCCCCAUUGGAAAAUCCACUGUCGUUAAGAAUAAGAAAAUUAGUUGAAGAUGUACGCGAAAAGAGGCACCGAUCAAUGAGAUUGACCAUUCUUAAACAAAGGGAUAAAAUGGAAAUGGUAUUUAAGCAAUAUUUAAUGGAGGAUCAUGGAAUCGAUGGAUCUCCAUCGUAUGGAGAUUUUCUUUGCCAUAUGCAUAGCCAAAUUCGAACCAUUCUUAGCUAG
Molecule: messenger RNA, 3477 nt
Organism: Pediculus humanus corporis (human body louse)
Lineage: Eukaryota; Metazoa; Arthropoda; Insecta; Psocodea; Pediculidae
Product: protein transport protein Sec24B, putative
Exons: 15
Coding region: 1-3477 (1158 amino acids)
Biological process (GO): intracellular protein transport; endoplasmic reticulum to Golgi vesicle-mediated transport; COPII-coated vesicle cargo loading
Cellular component (GO): COPII vesicle coat; endoplasmic reticulum exit site
Molecular function (GO): zinc ion binding; SNARE binding
Source: RefSeq, a predicted model, not a curated record